Messenger RNA from Kuraishia capsulata CBS 1993, 1146 nucleotides. RefSeq lists its product as uncharacterized. Gene Ontology annotation, cellular component: mitochondrion. The transcript has a single exon. Bases 1 to 1146 code for a protein of 381 amino acids. The record is from RefSeq and is a predicted model, not a curated record. Gene Ontology annotation, molecular function: branched-chain-amino-acid:2-oxoglutarate transaminase activity. NCBI's taxonomy places the organism in Eukaryota, Fungi, Ascomycota, Pichiomycetes, Pichiales, Pichiaceae. Gene Ontology annotation, biological process: L-leucine biosynthetic process; L-valine biosynthetic process.
AUGUUCAGCAAAAUUUUCUCCCGAGGGUUAUCAACCAUGUCUAAGCUGGAUCGCUCUUUGCUUAAGGUGACUAAAACCGCGGCGCCAAAGGCGAAGCUGCCCAACUCAGAGUUGGUGUUCGGCCAGUCUUUCACCGACCACAUGCUGGCUAUCGAGUGGGAUGCUUCCAAGGGAUGGUCUGCUCCUGAGAUCAAGCCUUAUGGGCCUUUGACGCUGGACCCAUCUUCGUGUGUGUUCCACUACGCCUUUGAGCUUUUUGAAGGUCUCAAGGCUUACCGUGACGACCAGAACCGUGUCCGUAUGUUCAGACCAGAUCUGAAUAUGAAGCGCAUGAACAAAAGUGCCGAGCGCAUAUGCUUGCCCACUUUUGACUCCGAGGAACUGAUCGGUUUGAUUGGUGACCUUGUCAAGCUCGACCAGGACUUCAUCCCUGUUGGAAAGGGAUAUUCGCUGUACAUUCGCCCAACCUUGAUCGGAACCACUGCGGGUCUUGGUGUCGGAAUACCCGACAAGGCCCUGUUGUUCGUAAUUUGCUCGCCUGUUGGACCAUACUACAAGACCGGAUUUAAGGCUGUGAGACUCGAGGCCACUGAUUACGCUACUAGAGCCUGGCCAGGUGGUGUUGGUGACAAGAAGUUGGGAGCUAACUAUGCUCCUUGCAUUCGUCCUCAGCUUGAUGCCGCCAGCCGUGGUUACCAGCAGAAUCUUUGGUUGUUUGGCCCAGAAGGCAACGUGACUGAGGUUGGAACCAUGAACUUCUUUGUUGUUUUCAAGAACGCUGACGGAACCAAAGAACUUGUGACUGCUCCUCUUGACGGAACCAUCCUAGAAGGUGUCACCAGAGACUCUGUGCUUGCUCUUGCACGCGAGAAGCUUAACCCUGCUGAAUGGACCAUCAGCGAGAGAUACUGUACCAUCAAGGAAAUUGCUGACAGAUCUGACAUUGGAGAGCUCGUUGAGGCCUUUGGCUCCGGAACCGCUGCAGUUGUGUCUCCAAUAAAGGAGAUUGGCUGGAACGGAAAGCAAAUCCAAGUUCCAUUGCUUCCAAACGAGCAGUUUGGUGAGCUGACCAAGAACGUCAAUGACUGGAUCGCCGAUUACCAAUAUGGAAGAAUUGAGAGCGACUGGUCCAGAAUUGUCAACUGA